ACAGAGCUGGAUUCCAACUGGAGCUGGUUCCAGCUGAGGUGUAUGCAAGUGGGCAGCAAUGCCAACGCGACGUCCUUCUUCCGCCAGCACGGCUGUACGACCACAGACGCCAACGCCAAGUACAACAGUCGAGCUGCUCAGAUGUACAGGGAGAAGAUCCGGCAGCUGGCGAGUGCUGCCAUGGCCAAGUAUGGCACAGAUCUGCUUAUAGAUGGACUGAGUGGAGCCCCUGGUCACUCCCCUGACAAGAGUGAUGCUGAUUUCUUCAUGGAGCACACACAGUCUUCCAGUACCUGGGAUGUAGCAGAUGCCAGCCAGAAUCCUGCACAGUCUUCACUAGAGGUGGAAAAAGCAGCAAAAUCAUCAGAAGGCAGCGAAGUGUCGAAUUCCAGCCAAGGGCCAUCUACUGACUUGUUGAGCACGUCUCCUAAAGCUCCUCUAGAACUUAAAUCCUCCCUCAUUGGAAAGAAGAAACCAGGAGCUGCCAAGAAAGGGCUGGGAGCAAAAAAAGGCCUUGGAGCCCAGAAGGUGAGCAGCCAGAGCUUCAGCGAGAUCGAGAGGCAAGCCCAGGUGGCGGAGCAGCUGAGGGAGCAGCAGGCAGUGGAGUCCAGGAAACAAGCUGAGGAGUCCAUAGUCACCUCGAUGCGACUGGCUUAUCAGGAACUGCAGCUCGAAAAAAAGAAGAAACUUCAGAACCUUGAAGGGAGGAAGCGUGAACAAGCAGAGAGGCUGGGCAUGGGCUUGCCAUCGAGGAGUUCUGUUUCACAUUCGGUGAUGUCUGAGAUGCAAGUAAUUGAGCAGGAGACACCGCUGGUUGCAAAAUCUUCCCGCUCCCAAUUGGACUUGUUUGAAGAUGCUGGAAGCUUCACCUCUGGACCCCCCAAGUACAAAUACAGUCCCUUCUCAUUCGAAGAUGCAUUUGGCUCACGAUGGGAAACGGACUCGUCAUGGGGUAUGGACAAAGAGGAGGAACCUGAGGUGACCAUUUCUAGUAUUCGCCCAGUUUCAGAGAGACCCACCAGUAGGCGGGAGCCAGAGAACAGGACAUUUGUUGUGGAAUCCAAUGAAGCUCGGCAGAAGUUUGCAGGGGCUAAAGCCAUCUCUUCAGAUAUGUUCUUUGGGCGGGAGGCAGAUGCUGAGUAUGAAGCCAGAUCCCGAUUGCAGCAGCUCUCGGGCAGCAGCGCCAUCAGCUCUGCAGACCUGUUUGGAGAGGCUGAAAAUGUGCACUCAGGUGGCGUGUCCAUUGGAAAUGUCCUGCCUGCAGCUGACAUUGCACAGUUCAAGCAAGGCGUGAAAUCCGUUGCUGGCAAGAUGGCUGUCCUAGCCAACGGGGUGAUGAACUCCCUCCAGGAUCGUUACGGCUCCUAUUGAUGACCCAGGGACUGCAAAUCAAAGAGAAGCCAGCAAGAGGCACUGAUGCCACCUUCGCCUGGAGUAAACUCUGCAGGAUGGUCUUAGUUUGUCUGGGUCAGGUGGGGAGGGGGCCAGGACAUGGCUAUGCCCAGGGUGCUUUCCAAAUAUCUCUGGAUUCCACUCUAUUAAAAUUCAGUGUGCCCUCACACCCACUGCUAUGUACUAGCCAGUGGAGACAGG
Messenger RNA from Nestor notabilis (Kea), 1593 nucleotides. It is a transcript of the gene ARFGAP2, whose product is annotated as ADP-ribosylation factor GTPase activating protein 2. The record is from RefSeq and is a predicted model, not a curated record. NCBI's taxonomy places the organism in Eukaryota, Metazoa, Chordata, Aves, Psittaciformes, Psittacidae. Gene Ontology annotation, molecular function: GTPase activator activity. The transcript is spliced from 14 exons. Bases 43 to 1371 code for a protein of 442 amino acids. Gene Ontology annotation, biological process: COPI coating of Golgi vesicle.